AGAUAGAAAUCCAGGAGCGCGGACAACAGGGCGCUCCAGCUGCUGAGCCUGUAGCUUUGAGCUGAGCGCUUUGCUUCAGCAGUAACUCACAGGUCCACUGAAGAAGACAGUAAACCACCUGGACACAGCGGCUCGACACCGAAAACACACUCACAUGACGGGCAACAGCAGCGGCACAAAUCUCCGCCUGAGUGUAAACAAGCGAAACAGCGGGGGGAAAUGUCCUGGACGUGGACGCGCGGUGAGGAUGCAGAGGAAGGCAUGUAUCAGGACCCGGACUCUGAUGUGGUAGAACAGAGAGACUCUGGAAAAGUGAAGGUGAAAUGGACCCAGGAAGAGGAUGACAGCCUCAAGGCUCUGGUUCAAGAAGUGGGACCAAAUGAUUGGAAAUACAUCGCCAGCUUCAUACCAAAUCACACUGAACACCAGUGUCAGCACCGCUGGUUCAAGGUCCUGGAUCCAGAUUUGGUCAAAGGUCCUUGGACCAAAGAGGAAGAUGAGAAGGUCAUAGAGCUUGUUAACCUCUAUGGCAACAAACAGUGGGCCAUGGUCGCCAAGCAUUUGAAGGGCAGACUGGGGAAACAGUGCAGGGAGCGCUGGCACAACCACCUCAACCCCGACGUGAAGAAGUCGUCGUGGACAGCCGAGGAGGACCUCAUCAUCUACAAGGCUCACCGUCUGCUCGGAAACCGCUGGGCUGAGAUUGCUAAGCUGCUCCCUGGCAGGACAGAUAAUGCUGUCAAGAAUCACUGGAAUUCUACCAUCAAACGCAAGUUAGAGAUGGGCUUCUACGCUGGAGAGGUCUUCAGGCCGAAUGAACUUGAGGAGAUUUUGGCCCGGGUCAGUAAAGAGCCACAGGUUGCCCCAUGCUCUGAUGCUGGUGUGGACAAGGAGCCGGAGCAGAAACCUACACCUUCAGAGACAGCCACUUCAGCCCCCAGAAAAACUGGCCAGAGUGAGGCAGGGCCCUCAAAAGCUGCUUCCUCUUCCAAGGACGGGCUGAGUCCCAAGGCUGAACAGGAGGCAGGAGAGGCCAGCUCCACCGGCUGGGUGGUGGACAGCUCUGGCUUUCUCUCCCCAUCAGGACCAGCACUGAAGGAAGUGAUGGACAUGGUGGAAGGGGAUAUCGACUGUUGGUGCAACUUGGCAGCCUUUGACCUCCCUGAGGAGAGUCAGAGCCCAGAGCGCCACCAGUUUCGCCUGGAGGGCAGCGCCUUGCAGGAGCUGAGCAAAGGCAGCAAGGGCGAGCUCAUCCCCAUCUCGCCCGGAGGGGUCACUCCACCCUCCAUACUGAACCGGAAAAGCCGCCGACGCGUCAGCUUGUCUCCUGACACUAGCAACUCCAUGACCCCCAAGAGCACUCCUGUCAAAAUCCUGCCCUUCUCUCCGUCACAAUUCUUCAACAUGUGGACCAAACAGGACACUCACGACCUGGAGAACCCGUCCCUCACCUCCACGCCAGUGUGCAGCCAGAAAGCCAUCGUCACCACGCCGCUGCAGCGUGACAAGACGCCCCUCACUCAGAAGGAAAAUUCUGUGUUUAUUACACCCAACCACAAGUCUGAGCUCUGUACGACUCCACGGACUCCAACACCGUUCAAAAAUGCCAUGGAGAAGUACGGGCCUCUGCAACCUCUGCCUCAGACUCCUAACUUGGAAGAGGACAUAAACGAGGUCAUUCUCAGGGAGGCUGGGGUUGAGUUGGUGGUGGCGGGUGCCAGUCCGCCCCUGCCCCGACGCAAAACUAUGCAUCGACCUCCUAUGAAGAAAGUGCGUAAAUCCUUGGCGCUGGAUGUCAUGGACUGCCAAGAGAUGACGACAGCCAAACAGAAGUCGGUCAAGUCUGAACCCAAACACAGCAUCAAGGAGGAAACUUCACUCUCUGCUCCCCUGAACUCGUCAUCCUUCUGCACCAAAAGAGAGGACAACAUUCUGGAUCAGGGCUUCCUCAUGGGACCAAGCGAGAGCACCAUAUUUCCCAGCAUGACACCCCCGACUCUAAUGUCUAAAGAGUGGGAGACCGUCGUGUGCGGGCAAACGAAAGACCAGCUCAUUAUGACCGAGAAAGCCAGACGCUACCUACGCUCACUCAAGUCCAGCGCUCCCAGCCGGGCUCUCAUUUUGUCCUGAGACACACACACGCACACGCACACACACACACACACAACUGUCAUUUUCCCCCUCUUCCUUUUUGCUGAUGUAAGUUGUGGUAGAGAAAAUAAAAUGUCCUCUGUAGGUGUAGUACAAUUGUGGAACAAGCUUAGUCAUUAGCUUGGCAAUGGAUUCCUGUAAAUUAUUUGAUUAGCAGCAGCUCUAUAAUGCUUGGUUUCUAAAAUAAAAGCCCAGCCAAAAGAAAAA
This is a messenger RNA of Myripristis murdjan (pinecone soldierfish), 2358 nucleotides long. It is a transcript of the gene mybl2b, whose product is annotated as v-myb avian myeloblastosis viral oncogene homolog-like 2b. The transcript has 15 exons. Lineage: Eukaryota; Metazoa; Chordata; Actinopteri; Holocentriformes; Holocentridae. Gene Ontology annotation, cellular component: nucleus. Gene Ontology annotation, biological process: regulation of DNA-templated transcription. The record is from RefSeq and is a predicted model, not a curated record. Bases 220 to 2130 code for a protein of 636 amino acids. Gene Ontology annotation, molecular function: RNA polymerase II cis-regulatory region sequence-specific DNA binding; DNA-binding transcription factor activity, RNA polymerase II-specific.